CUCCUAGCCCUUUUCAACUUGGGCGUCGCCAACCUUCGGCUCGGGCGUCUCAGUGACGCGCAAGACGCCUACGAGAAGCUUCACACGCUCACCCCUCAUUGCCCCGAGGUCCUCUACCAGCUCGGUCAUAUCGCCGAGGGCCAAGGUCAAGCGUCGGAGGCGAUUCGCUGGUUCCAAGUCUUGCUCGCGGAGUUGAGGGCGCGAGGCAAGGGGAUGGGGAAAGAGAAGAUGUUGUACCAAAGGGGGUUGUCGAAUAGAGGCGUGGACGAGGGGGGAUGGACGUCGUCUUCGUCGCUGGGC
Molecule: messenger RNA, 300 nt
Organism: Nannochloropsis gaditana CCMP526
Exons: 1
Biological process (GO): intraciliary transport; non-motile cilium assembly
Cellular component (GO): ciliary basal body; centriole; non-motile cilium
Molecular function (GO): kinesin binding
Source: RefSeq, a predicted model, not a curated record